AUGAGUUCCUUCGAAGAACUGAAUCAACAGCAAUCCAUAUCUCCCUUACUGACAACGAUGGAAUCUUUAACAUAUUUGGUACAAGAAACAGUGCCACCAGUUUAUUUCUCAAUCCACCUUCUGCUGCAGGUAUUGGAUGUCGUACUGCAGAUCUUCUGCCUUCCAUUCAAAGAAGAGAAAGUUGGCCUUGGAAAGGAAAUGACAUUACGAGAAGCUGCUAUGACAGGUGACCUCAUUUCAGUCGAGCUCUUACUGAAGGCGGGCAAAGACCCAUCAGAACGAGACAAGGAACACUACACGCCUCUACACUGGGCUGCUGCUAAGGGACAUAAAAAAGUCGCAAAGAAACUUCUUGAAGUCGGUGCCGGUCUGGAAGUGAAAGGAGGACGGUUCCUGUUCACUCCAUUACAUAUGGCAGCAGGAGAAGGUCAUUUCGGCACAACUCAGUUACUCCUUGAUGCAGGAGCCCAAGUAAACUCCUUUGAUAAGUUCUAUGACACCCCCAUGCACUGGGCAGCUUGGUUCGGUCAUUUGUCAGUGUUGCAGUUUCUUGUUGAAAGGGGCGGAAAUUUCUCUGUCAUGAACAGAGAUGGUAGCACACCGCGGGAUAUGGCGUCACUUAGAGGAAACGUCAAUAUCGUUCAGUGGCUGGACGGAAUGAAAUUCGUUACGUAG
Messenger RNA from Cryptotermes secundus, 675 nucleotides. Its product is annotated as ankyrin repeat domain-containing protein 23. The record is from RefSeq and is a predicted model, not a curated record. The transcript is spliced from 3 exons. Gene Ontology annotation, molecular function: protein binding. Bases 1 to 675 code for a protein of 224 amino acids. Lineage: Eukaryota; Metazoa; Arthropoda; Insecta; Blattodea; Kalotermitidae.